CUCAUUGCCUCUUAUUGGUUGAAGUGAUUGCUGCCAUGGAUGGAAAUUAACAUAAAGGAGGCAAGUGGCGAAGGGAUCCACUUGGGGGCAAGCUGGCGACGCGUCAUAGCUCUUGGUGAACAGAGGAGACAAAAAGGGGACUAAAAUAGCGUCGAACCUGCGGGUUUAAUGUGCACCAAUGACCACGGAGUCACUCGUGGUCUCAGAGCUGCGCACAAAAGUGCCACAGGUGAUAGGAGGAAUGAGCACAGAGACGAGAAGACUUUUAGCGCCCUAAGGUGUCGCAAAUAAGUAACCAAAUUCUCUCCAAACAAUCUUUGCCAUGUGAGAUUAGCGAGCGAAACCUCUGCGCGGUGCAGAAAUUCGACGAUUUCACCACGUCACUUCUCGGGAGAUCAUGAAACAACAUCGGAGGUGGCUGAAGCGAAGACACGUUGAGAAAACGGAGGGAAACUAUUUCCACCGAUGAGGCAAGCGGGUUCCCCUUCGCCUCUCCCUUUACGCACAGGCGAGGUGAGGACGGAGAGCAACGCAUCGAUGUAGAGAAAACACCAAUGAGUCAUCCGAGGUGUUAAAAGCAGAGGAGCAGAAGCACAACAAACCUUUUUUUUUUGAUCGAAAGUCCUAAAAAGCACAUCAUGGAUGGAGAGGGAAGAUCUUCCGGGCUGGUCAAGUCAGCCGCGUUAAAACUGUCCGAGAUAAGCGAAAGGACCAAGGAGUUAGGCACCGCGAUGAAGGAUCCUCACCAGCAAAGACGGAUCAUCUUAGUGAUCGUUUGCGUGGCUCUCCUGCUGGACAACAUGCUCUACAUGGUGAUCGUGCCAAUUAUUCCGGACUAUCUUGCUGAGCUGGAGAGUGAGCAGUCAGAGCACGUCCACGUAGUGAUACACCCCAACUCUUCAACCAACAGCACAAGCCAAGACAAAAUCAACAAAAACAAUUUAGAUGUUCAGAUUGGAGUACUUUUCGCCUCCAAAGCGAUCCUGCAGCUGUUGGUUAGCCCGCUGUCGGGGACUUUCAUAGACCGGGUCGGAUAUGACAUUCCACUUUUAAUUGGAUUGAGUGUCAUGUUCGUGUCCACGUGCAUAUUUGCGAUCGGGGAGAACUACGUGACGCUCUUUGUCGCCAGAAGUUUGCAGGGUCUGGGGUCGGCUUUCGCGGACACCUCUGGAAUCGCGAUGAUAGCCGACAAAUAUACGGAGGAGUCCGAGAGAAGCACGGCGCUGGGCAUCGCUCUGGCGUUCAUCUCUUUCGGGAGUCUGGUGGCGCCUCCUUUCGGCGGCAUCCUUUACGAGUUCGCGGGCAAGAAGGUGCCCUUCAUCGUGCUCGCGUGCAUUUGCCUGGUGGACGGCAUUCUGCUGCUGACUGUGAUCAAGCCGUUCUCCAACAGGACUAGAGAGAACAUGCCAGUCGGCACCCCCAUAUACAAACUCAUGGUCGACCCGUACAUAGCUGUGGUGGCCGGGGCGCUGACGGUCUGCAACAUCCCCCUGGCCUUUCUCGAGCCCACCAUAGCCAACUGGAUGGAGACCACCAUGCACUCCACUCAGUGGGAAAUGGGGCUCACCUGGCUCCCGGCCUUCUUCCCGCAUGUCCUCGGCGUGUACAUAACAGUGAAACUGGCAGCUAAGCAUCCAAAUUUGCAGUGGUUCUACGGAGCUUUGGGGAUGGUCAUCAUUGGGGCGAGCUCCUGCACGGUCCCUGCAUGCAAAACUUUCGGGCAGCUCAUCGCGCCUUUGUGCGGCAUUUGUUUCGGCAUCGCGCUGGUAGACACUGCGCUGCUGCCGACACUUGCAUUUCUAGUAGACGUGCGUCACGUUUCAGUCUACGGUAGUAUUUAUGCCAUAGCAGAUAUUUCCUAUUCUGUCGCGUAUGCUAUGGGUCCUAUAGUAGCCGGUCAGAUAGUGCACAAUCACGGGUUUGUACAACUCAACUUGGGUAUGGGACUCGUCAAUGUGCUUUACGCGCCAGCCCUGUUGCUGCUGCGCAACGUGUGCCAAAUGAAGCCGUCCUUCUCGGAGAGAGAUAACCUCCUAGAGGAGGCUCCGCAGGGGCUGUACGAUACUAUCAAGAUGGAGGAGAGGAGAGCUAAAAAGAAGGGAUACCGUUCGGCGGGGAAUUGCUUAGCGGUGGAUGAAAAUGGGUUUGAGCAAUUCACAGCACAGCGGUCCGUGUCAGAGGAGUCGUCCGGCCCAGAGUACAUUUAACCCGGUCACGCUCUCACCGAAACCCCGAAACAUUCCCCCGGGAGAGAUUUGGAGGCGAGGCAGGUUCUAGUCAAGUCAUUUAAACUUUUAUGUAAGUACCGAUGUGCAAUAUAAACACCCAGUCAACAAGAACAUGGUGUGAUCCGCUUUUAUUGCUUCUUUUUGACUGUGGUUUUAUUGUGUCAAACAAGUCUAUGUAGCGUUUGUCAUGGACGUAUAACUGGAGUUUUGUGCGAGAUCUAUCAGCUACCGUUGAAUUCGUGUGUAUUACUAUUGUAAAAAGAUAUGAAUAGAUAAAUGUACGCACAAUAUUAUAUGGGACCAACUAUAUGCAGCACAGCCCCCCCCACCCCCCCUACACAAAAAAAUAGCCUAUAUUUUUAGUCUCCGAAGAAACUUUUUUUACUUGCACAUCAAAGGCCGGAUUUUCCUUUUAUGUCGUUAAAAAUAAUCGUGAAUUUUGAUUUUGAAUCAAGUGGGCCUGUUUGAAAUGUUUCUGAUGUUUGGAAUUAAAUGUAUCAUAUUAAAUGGAUUUUGGACAUAUGUGCACAGUGUAAAUGGUUAAUACGUGGACCUCUACAAAGUAUGUGUGCGUUUAUUUGUGUGUACGCGCGCGUGUAUGGUUAAAACAUUUUGUCAAAACGUAAACACGUGUAUAUUCAUUUAUCAAUUGUCGUUUUAAUAAAUCUCCGUCUGGACUUGUGUGA
This is a messenger RNA of Gasterosteus aculeatus aculeatus (three-spined stickleback), 2914 nucleotides long. RefSeq names its product solute carrier family 18 member 3b (gene slc18a3b). The record is from RefSeq and is a predicted model, not a curated record. Gene Ontology annotation, cellular component: AP-1 adaptor complex; terminal bouton; AP-2 adaptor complex. Gene Ontology annotation, biological process: xenobiotic transport; transmembrane transport; chemical synaptic transmission. Gene Ontology annotation, molecular function: acetylcholine transmembrane transporter activity; xenobiotic transmembrane transporter activity. NCBI's taxonomy places the organism in Eukaryota, Metazoa, Chordata, Actinopteri, Perciformes, Gasterosteidae.